AUGUUGAGGGAUCCUGCGGAAGAGACCAUCGAGCAGAGACCCAGCUUGGCACAGAGCAUCAAGAUUCUGUUGUCUAGGAAGGUCCAUGCGAGCAACAAGAGUCAUCCGAUGCGUGCCAUCGCCGAGCAAUCUUGA
Molecule: messenger RNA, 135 nt
Organism: Haemonchus placei
Lineage: Eukaryota; Metazoa; Nematoda; Chromadorea; Rhabditida; Trichostrongylidae
Source: the annotation of a GenBank genome assembly